Cylindrotheca closterium is the source of this 522-nucleotide messenger RNA. Lineage: Eukaryota; Bacillariophyta; Bacillariophyceae; Bacillariales; Bacillariaceae. The record is from the annotation of a GenBank genome assembly.
AUGCAGUUACUGUUUGGUGAGAUUCUUGGAAGCAAUGGCGUCACACUGCUCUCUGUUCUAUUGGAUCCAUCUUUGAGUCCAAAGACUAACACAACAAAUGGCUUGUAUCAUUUUACCAUCCGUGACAAGUUGGAUUCUACCUGCUUUGAGUUUAAGAAGGACCAUGCUGUGAUGGAAAAACUUGACAGUCUGGUGCAGCUCAUGUUUCAUGGUAUUGGCUUUGGUGCCAUGCAGCAUUCGGAAAUAAAGGAAAUGGAAGAGUGUGGGAGGCCAAGAUUCUUCAAUGGCGAGAUAUGGUAUUCGCCAGAGGGUUUCAAGCAGUCAAAUGUUUUCCGGACAUCCAAUGGUUUUGUGGAAAGACGUCUACCGUGGUCCUUGAGUUGCUUUUAUCUCUUGUAUCUUCUUGCCAAAGAAGAAACGGGAUAUUCUUGUUCAGUCAAUGGACUGAAGCCAACACACAUGGCCCAGGAGAUAUUCCAGCUAGAUACUCUUCCUUCUAUGCUGGAUCUUCGUCAUGUGUGA